CUGAUCCUGGAGCUCACCAAGGAGCGGCUGACUUGAGGCUUCGGACCGAACACGAUCAACAAUUACCACCGAGUAAACACGCACUGACGGGUGUCCACUCACAACCCACCAUGACCCACACCCAGGGGAAGUUUGACUUUGCCAUCGACCGAGGAGGAACCUUCACGGACGUGUUUGCUCGGCUACCAGACGGACAGGAGAGGGUUCUGAAACUGCUGUCCCGGGACCCCCAGAACUACAAGGACGCCCCCACUGAGGGGAUCCGCAGAGUCCUGGAAGAGGAAACGGGACGCCCCUGCCCUCGAGACAAGCCCGUGGACACGACUCUGAUCGGCUGGAUCCGGAUGGGCACCACAGUAGCCACCAAUGCUCUGUUGGAGAGGGAGGGGGAGAGGACGGCUCUGCUGGUCACCAAGGGGUUCAAAGACCUGCUCCACAUUGGAACACAGGCCCGACCCAAGCUCUUCGACCUGGAGGUAUCGAUGCCCGAAGUGCUGUAUGAGGAGGUUAUCGAGGUGGACGAGCGAGUCGUCCUCCGACAAGAUGGCUGCAAACUGCCCAGGAAGGAUCCCAAGCGUGUUGUAACAGGAAGCACCGGGGAUAGUCUCGAGGUGUGGCGGGAGCUGGAUCUGGAGCGUGUGGAGAAGGACCUGAAGGGAGUUCUGUCUCGGGGAAUCAGCAGUCUGGCUGUGCUUCUGCUUCACGCCUACACAUGGUCAGAGCAUGAGAAAGCAGUGGGUGCCCUGGCCCGUCAACUGGGCUUCACUCAGGUGUCGCUGUCCUCCGAGGUCAUGCCCAUGGUUAGGGCGGUCCCUCGAGGUUACACCGUGUGCGCCGACGCCUACCUCACACCCAAAAUUCGGGAGUAUCUAAAAGGUUUUACCUCUGGAUUCGAAGGAGCUUUGAAGGAUGUGGACGUCCUGUUCAUGCAGUCAGACGGUGGUCUGACUCCCAUGCAGCAGUUCUGCGGUUCGCGUGCCGUCCUGUCUGGCCCCGCGGGCGGAGUGGUGGGCUACGCCAUCACCUCCUACAGCCAGAUGGAGAAUAGACCUGUGAUUGGCUUCGACAUGGGCGGGACGUCCACUGACGUGAGUCGUUACGCAGGCCAGUAUGAGCACGUGUUUGAAGCCACCACGGCCGGAGUCACCCUGCAAGCGCCUCAGCUGGACAUCAACACCGUAGCAGCAGGCGGAGGCUCGCGACUCUUCUUCAGGUCAGGGAUGUUUGUGGUUGGACCAGAGUCUGCUGGUGCGCAUCCAGGACCGGCCUGCUAUAGGAAAGGUGGUCCUCUGACCGUGACGGAUGCUAACUUAGCUUUGGGCCGCCUCCUGCCGUCCUUCUUCCCUAAAAUCUUUGGGCCUGGAGAGAAUGAGCCUCUGUCCCAGGAGGAGACCAUGACGCAUUUCCGUCAGCUGACCCAUGAGAUCAACCACUUCCUGGCCUCUAACCAAUCGCAAGCUGGUGCAAAUAGCGGCAAAAACUCCCACAAGAGCCAAUCAGAGAUGACUUUGGAAGACGUGGCCAUCGGAUUCAUCCGUGUGGCGAACGAGGCGAUGUGUCGACCAAUCAGAGCGCUGACGCAGGCUAAGGGCCAUGACACAUCUCAGCAUGUGUUGGCGUGUUUCGGUGGUGCCGGGGGCCAGCACGCGUGCGCCAUCGCUCGAGCGCUCGGGAUGAAGACAGUCUUCAUACAUAAGUACAGUGGCGUGCUGUCGGCCUACGGUCUGGCUCUAGCGGACGUGGUGGAGGAGGUGCAGGAGCCGUGCUCGCUGCAGUAUGAGAAAAACUCUUUCGGCGAGCUGGACCGCAGAGUGGAUCUCCUGUCCAAACGCUGCCAGGACACACUGCUAGCCCGCGGAUUCAAUAGUGGCCAAAUAACCACGGAAGUCUUUCUCCAUCUGCGCUACGAGGGCACAGACUGCGCUCUCAUGGUGACGGCUGACGGUUACCCCGGAAACCAGCGCACCUGUCGGGCGGGUGAUUUCCGCAGUGCUUUCACUAAAAGAUACCUGAAGGAGUUUGGAUUCACCAUCCCAGACAGGCCCAUCAUGGUGGAUGACAUCAGAGUGCGGGGCUGUGGGAAGUCUGGGAUCAAAUCGGUGUACAGACCAAAGAAGGGACACGGUCAAGCCAAACCCGUCACGAUGACAAAAUGCUACUUUGAGGAUGGUUACCACGACACCGCCGUGUAUCUGUGGGAGGAGCUUCUUUGUGGUCAUAGCAUCCAGGGACCAGCCAUCAUCAUUGACAAGAACAGCACCAUUCUGGUGGAGCCCUGCUGUGAGGCUUCCCUGACAGAUGGGGGCGACGUGUGCAUGAUGGUGAGCGCGGACCCUCACUGUGCAGUCGGCACAGAGCUCAACACCGUGCAGCUCUCCAUUUUCUCCCACCGCUUCAUGAGCAUAGCAGAACAGAUGGGCAGAGUUCUCCAAAGAACCUCCAUCUCCACCAACAUCAAGGAGCGUCUGGACUUCUCCUGCGCUGUGUUCGGACCGGAUGGCGGUCUGGUGUCGAACGCACCUCACAUUCCAGUGCACCUGGGGGCCAUGCAGGAAACUGUCCAGUUCCAGAUCAGAUCAAUGGAGGGGAACCUGAAAGAAGGGGACGUGAUCCUGAGCAACCACCCGUGUGCCGGCGGCAGCCACCUUCCCGACCUCACAGUCAUCACACCAGUGUUUAGAAAAGGUGUCAGCGGACCGGUGUUCUUCGUAGCCAGCAGGGGGCACCAUGCAGACAUUGGAGGCAUCACUCCUGGAUCUAUGCCGCCGCACUCCACCUCCCUGCAGCAAGAGGGCGCUGUCUUCAUUUCCUUCAAACUGGUCACUGGUGGUGUCUUCCAAGAAGAAGCUGUAACGGAGGCCCUGAUGGCUCCGGCCCAAUACCCAGACUCUUCUGGGACACGGAAUCUCCACGACAACCUGUCCGACCUGCGGGCUCAGGUGGCAGCCAAUCAGAGAGGCAGCCAGCUGGUGGGGGAGUUGAUUGACUGCUACGGGCUCGCUGUGGUUCAGGCCUACAUGGGCUACAUCCAGAGUAAUGCCGAGCUGGCGGUAAAGGACAUGCUGCGAGACUUUGUGCGUCGUCGACGGCAACAGACAGGCUGCUUGGAGGUGGAGUCGGAGGAUUUCAUGGAUGAUGGCACUACAAUCCGACUGCGGGUUCAGAUUAAUGAAGAAGAGGGCACUGCAGUGUUUGACUUCACUGGGACAGGCACAGAGGUGUGGGGGAACUGCAACGCUCCAAGAGCAAUCACACUCUCCGCCCUCAUCUACUGCCUUCGCUGCAUGGUGGGACAGGACAUCCCCCUCAAUCAGGGCUGUCUGGCACCAAUUAAAGUCACCAUCCCCUCAGGGUCCAUCCUCCAGCCGUCGCAAAACGCAGCAGUGGUUGGCGGCAACGUGCUCACAUCCCAGAGAGUUGUUGAUGUCAUUUUCAAGGCGUUUGAGGUCUGCGCUGCCUCUCAGGGUUGCAUGAACAACGUUUCAUUUGGCAGUGAGAAGGUUGGGUACUAUGAGACUGUCGCCGGGGGCGCUGGGGCGGGGCCGAGCUGGAGUGGCAGAAGUGGCGUGCACAGUCACAUGACCAACACUCGUAUCACUGACCCUGAGAUUCUGGAGAAGAGAUACCCAGUGAUAUUGGAGCAGUUCUCCUUGCGACCCGCUUCAGGGGGUGCAGGGAAAUACAGCGGAGGAGACGGUGUCAUUCGCAAGCUGCUGUUCAGGGACGAAGUAGUUCUGUCUGUGCUGAGUGAGAGGCGAUCCAGACGUCCCUACGGCCUCAACGGGGGUGAAGAUGGUGCUGCGGGACUGAACCUGCUUCACAGAGCUGAUGGCAGAAUACUCAGUCUGGGUGCUAAGACCAGCAUCAGCCUUCAACCAGGGGACAUGUUCUGCCUGUACACUCCAGGAGGAGGGGGUUACGGGAAGGAGGACGGAAACCGAAAACCGCAGACAAAGCGCAGGCGUGUGAACGAGACUUUUCCAGAGAGAGGCAGCGUCUUUGAGUACCGCAUGGCGCAAGAAGGAGUGUGACACAGCUCAGGUGGAGGGAUUCAACACAAAGUAUGGACGCACCCAUACAAUUAUAGACAUACGAUAUGCAGUAUUGUACUAACAAAAACAUCACAACAAAGCGUGUUCCUUUGAAUUGCGAGACAGCGCCCUCUGCUGGAUCCACAGCAUAACACUUUGUUUUGCCACCUGCAGAUAGCGCCAUCAAACCACUCUCUCUUCAAGUUACCAUUUAAAAAAAUAGUUACUGACGAGUUAAAGCAGAGAAAAGAAAUCAAUGACUAUGCGGGGGAGCGAAUAAAACCACAAAAAAGUGGGAAUCUACUGUAGAUUUAUUUUAUUCAACAUUAACCAACAUUUUAAAAAACCCAUUAAAGUCAGAUCUUUUUGGCUGAUCUUUACAAAAAUGGCAUUGAAAUGUAUUAAAACACAAAAUGUCAUAAUCCAUUUAAGUGCAAUAUAUUUUUCAGGAUAUAGAGCAAAUUUAAUCAACGCCAACUUCAUAGCCUCAAUUUUAAUUAAAGUUUUUAGUGGAGGAAAAAAAAUGAUUGAGCCCUUUUUUUUUAACCAAACAGCUUUUUUUAGGUGUAAACAAGGCACGUAUUUGUUGCUUUUUUGGGAAAAUUUUCAUUUAAAAAAUAAUUGUAUUUACAUUGUGGUCACAGUAACUGAGCCCAACGUGACAAGUCGUACAUUUAAAUUAGGACGUGAUUGUUAAUACGUAUGUAUCCUUCGUAUGCUUUGUCUUCUGGGAGGAGAGGGGGCAUCCUUAAGUGGUGUUGCCCUCUUCCCUUCUUUUUUGGGUGGUGGUGAGGAAUGACGAGGGAGGACGCCCGGUGAGGGAGUGCAGGCAUGCGUAGACCAGCUGAUAAAGAGAUAGCGACCACUGCGGAGGAAGCAGCAGGAGGUCGACGGCUGCCUGGAUUUUGGAUGUAAAUCAGAUGUUUUGUCUUUGAGAGCUGCAAAUUCCAAUUGGGAACUCACGGACGAUUGAUCAAAGAUAGUUUCUUUGUUUAUGGAUCACAGUUCCUGUGCUAAAGAAUACUCUUUAAGAUGAUUUGACAAUAUCCAGACUUUCUUUAUCAGCUCUAAGGUUUAAGAGCUGUUGUAGUAACAUUGAAGAAGACCAAUUUCGGACAAUAAACAGCCACAUUUAUUAGGUUUUAGGGUGAUAAAUUCAGUAGAAGCAUUUUAAUCCAAUAUAUAGAAAGAUAAAUAAAAAUAAACCAUUUUAUUAUACCUUUUAAGCCAAAAAUAUAUUUUUCUCAAUUUAAAUUAAGUUCCAAUACUUACACAAAAUCAUCUAAUAGUACAAAGAAGCUUUUUCAUGUCAGUCUGACUGGUUAAAUAUUAUGAUUUAGUUAUUAACACACUUAUCGCAUGAAGAUUUUCAAGUGAAAUUCUAAUUUAUGUAGCAUUAAAAAGUAACGCAAUAUAAAUACAUGACUAAAUAUCUUAAAUUGCCAUAUUGACCCGUAUAUAAGACGAUCCUUUUUCACAGCGUGUUAUUUUUAUUAUGUUUUAAAAAUCACAACAAAUCAAGCUCUUCAAUGACCACACUGACCCGAAUAUAGGACAGUCCAGAUUUUUGAAAACUCCUCUUUAAAGACAAAAUCCAUGAUAAAAACGAAAAAGCAAGUUCUUAAAUGACCAUGUUGCCCUGCAUACAAGAUGACCCUUUUCUUUUUCAAAACCUUUUUUUUUUUUUUACAAACAAGAA
Nerophis lumbriciformis (worm pipefish) is the source of this 5730-nucleotide messenger RNA. It is a transcript of the gene oplah, whose product is annotated as 5-oxoprolinase, ATP-hydrolysing. Gene Ontology annotation, molecular function: 5-oxoprolinase (ATP-hydrolyzing) activity. NCBI's taxonomy places the organism in Eukaryota, Metazoa, Chordata, Actinopteri, Syngnathiformes, Syngnathidae. Gene Ontology annotation, cellular component: cytosol. Gene Ontology annotation, biological process: glutathione metabolic process. The record is from RefSeq and is a predicted model, not a curated record.